CGGUUUUCGAAUUGGCGGUUGAGCGAGUCGGCGGGUCGCUAGUUCACUUGUCGGAGCUCAGUGGUUGGUGAAAUUCGUUAACGUAUUACAACAUCGAAAGCCUCAAGUUGUUCAUAAUUAGAAGAGUAAAACAAGUGCAAAUUAUUUCUAAUCGAAAUAAAUAAAACAUUGUGAUAAAAGUAAAAUAUUGUAUAUAUUUGCAUAACUCAAGCAGGGUAGCAUACAGCGCUUCCAUGAAAGAAUGGAUAGUAGUGCCAAGCCGGAACGCAAGAAUCCCCGUCAAGGGGCGAAUUAUCUUUCCCAACUGAUAUUUGCCUGGGCAGUGCCUUUGCUGUAUCGCGGAUCACGAAAGGGAUUGAACACAGAAGAUCUGACGCAAUGCCUCAAGGAGGAUCAUUCGGAGCAGCUAGGUGAUCGGCUAGAGGAUGAAUGGUACAAGGAGCUGGAGCGCGCCCAUCGCAAGUCUAAGAAGCCUCACCUACGCAAUGCUUUGUUUCGUUGUUUCCAGGGACCCACGAUAGUCAACGGCCUAAUAUGUCUUGUCUAUAUAGUCAUGAAAACGCUUAUACCUGCCGUACUGGCACAGCUACUACUGCAGUUUCAGCAUCAAGCUAAUCCCUUGUCGAAUAUGGUGCAAGCCGAAAACCAAAACUUUAGCACUGCGCUUAAUCGCACUGUGCGGGCUGUGACAACAUCGGGGCUAACAUCAGCUGAUGAUACUGUUCGUUCGCCAAAUGCAUUGGAAAUCGAUGGUCCAGCCAAAGAGCGCGUGAAUGGUAUUUUUCGUGAAACUGAAGGCGAAGCGGGCAAAAUGAAUGUUUUCGAGGAAGGCGUUCAUUAUAUUUGGAAUGAUAUAUACAGUCUUGGUAUAGUCUUGGUUAGUUCAACUCUGAUUUGUUGUUUCCUGAUACAUCAUGUUGAUCUGAGACAACGGUUGAUGGGCGCUCGAAUGCGUAUAGCUUGCUGCUCUCUGAUCUACCGAAAGACUUUGCGGCUGUCUAUGAAAACAGCGGGCCAAACACCAGCUGGCUAUUUAAUCAAUCUACUCUCAAAUGAUGUGAAUCGUCUGGACUAUGGCUUUAUAUUUAUGCAUUGGAUCUGGAUUAUGCCACUCCAAGCUGUGCUUACCUGCUAUUUAAUAUGGCUACGUAUUGGUAUCCCAGCUCUAGUGGGCGUCAUCGGGUUACUACUGAAAACUGUGCCUAUACAGUCGGCAUUUAGUAAGCUAACGUCAGUGCUUCGCAUGCGCAUAGCUGAGCGUACGGAUGCGCGCGUUGGGAUAAUGAAUGAACUGGUGCAGGGUAUACAGGUUAUCAAGAUGUACGCUUGGGAGAAACCUUUUGAGGCGGUAGUCGCCGAGGCCAGACGUCGCGAGAUAAAACAGAUUCGUUACGCUUCAUACCUACGUGGAUUUUACCUCAGCACCAUGGUUUUCACAGAGCGUUCCACUUUGUAUAUCACCCUGGUCGCAGCUGCUCUCAUGGGACACACAAUUACAGCUGAUUUUGUUUUUUCGGCUGCAAGUUAUUAUAACAUCCUGCAGUUGGUGGCGGCCAUUUGGUAUCCGCUGGCUGUAACCUUCGGUGCAGAGGCAUUGGUAUCUUUACGUCGCGUUCAGGCCUUUCUUCAGCUGGAGGGUCGUGAUGAGAUGGUCACUGGACUAACGCACAAACGCCAGCAGGAUAUAGGCGAAACACGUGCAAUAGUCUUAAAGGACAUCAGUGCCAGCUGGGACAAAGAGCGACCGGAGCGCACGCUUCAAAACUUUAAUUUGCAGAUAGAAAGCGGUCAGCUCUGUGCGGUUAUUGGCCCGGUAGGAGCUGGAAAGAGUUCACUGCUGCAGCUGCUACUUGGCGAGCUGCCCAUAGUCGACGGUGGUGUUAUUAUACAGGGUGAGCUCUCUUAUGCCUCUCAGGAGCCUUGGCUUUUUACCGGUACCGUUCGCAAUAACAUUCUGUUUGGCGAGCAAUACGACCGGAAGCGAUACCAGGAAGUCACGAGAUGCUGUGCCCUGACUACAGAUUUUCAACAACUCAGCAAUGGGGACAAGACCGUCGUUGGAGAGCGUGGAGCUUCAUUGUCUGGUGGUCAACGUGCUCGUAUUAGCUUGGCGAGAGCCGUCUACAAACCAGCAUCAAUUUAUCUUCUGGACGAUCCUUUAAGCGCGGUUGACGCGCAUGUUGGACGACAUCUGUUCGACGAGGUCAUUGGACCACGUGGGAGACUGGCUCAGCAGAAGGCCACCCGUGUGCUCGUCACUCACCAGGUGCACUUUCUCUCAGAUGCCGAUUGGAUUGUUAUUGUGGAUCAUGGUCGAAUUUUGAGACAGGGCACUUAUGACGACCUUGUCAACAGUGACUUGGACUUUGCCAAGCUGCUGGAGCGUCCGAAAGAAUUGGAUAAAGCUGGCAACAACUUGGAAGCAAUGUCUGUUACAAGUUCGAGUGGGCAGGAUAUAGACGAAGAUGAUGAUAUACCCUAUAUUGAUGGCGUUCGUGAUGGCUAUCAACCGUUGCGGAAACAAAGCAACUCCACACAUGGCAGCAAGUCGCUGAACAGCAGUGUGCAAGCGGACGCUGAUCAAGAUGAUGAUGAAUUGGCCGAGGCUCAAGCUUCGGGAAGCAUCUCGCCACGCGUGUGGUAUGAAUACUUCCAUGCGGGCAGCACGUGCUUGAGCUUUAGUUUCAUGGUGUGCAUCAUGUUGAUGUCGCAGGUGGUGUGCAGCUGCUCCGAUUACUUUUCCAAUAUUUGGACGCAGGAGGAGCAUCGGCGAUCACAGGGCGAAACUACCAGCUUUACCACUUUCGAGUGCAUAUAUAUUUAUGGGGGUCUCAUCCUUGGCGUCGUGAUUAUGACAACGUUCCGCGGAUUUUUGUUCUUUAAGACGUGCAUGCAUGCCUCCAAGGUGUUGCACGAUCGAAUGUUCAGCACUAUAUUGCAUGCGACGAUGCGAUUCUUUGAUACCAAUCCCUCUGGUCGUAUACUCAAUCGGUUCUCUAAAGACAUGGGUGCUAUAGAUGAACUUCUGCCACGCGCCAUGAUGGACUUUAUACAGGUUGCCCUGGUCAUGUUUGGCAUAUUAAUUGUGAUAGCUGUGGUGAAUCCUAUUCUAUUGGCUGCAAUGUUAAUUGUGGCUAUUAUCGAUAUGCUCAUAUUAAAGCUCUAUCUGCGCCCUGCGCAAGAUCUAAAGCGCCUAGAAGGCAUUUGUCGCAGUCCUGUAUUCUCUCACCUAAACUCUUCUUUGACGGGUCUUUCGAUCAUACGCUCGCGCCAGCUACAGGAUGUUGUCAUAAAGGAAUUCGAUCUGUUGCAAGAUGUGCACAGUAGCGUCUGGCAACUGACCAUGGCGGCCAAUACGGCAUUGGGACUGUGGUUGGACUGCGUCAGUUGCGCAUUUCUCACGGCAGUGACUUUCAGUUUUAUAUUCACCAGUGAAACCACUUAUAGCGGCAAUGUGGGCCUGGCCAUCUCGCAGGCUAUGAUCUUAACCGGCAUGGUGCAGUAUGGUGUCCGUCAGGUGGCUGAGUCACUGCAGCAGAUGACCAGUGUAGAGCGUGUUUUGCAGUACACGGAACUGGAACAGGAGGACACGUCUAAGAGUGUGGAACCCUCUCAACAGUGGCCUACAAUGGGGCAGGUGGAGUUCCGUGACAUGAGCUGCCGCUAUGAUCCUAAUGGCUCUGCUGUACUCAAGCAUCUCAGCCUAAUCAUUGAACCAGGCUGGAAGGUGGGAAUCGUGGGUCGUACUGGCGCAGGAAAGUCCUCACUUAUUGGCGCUCUCUUUCGUCUGGCAUACAUUGACGGUGGCAUUUACAUAGAUGACAUCGAUACAGGCAGCAUAUCGUUGGAGACGCUGCGUACUCGCAUUUCUAUUAUACCACAAGAUCCCGUACUCUUCUCGGCCAGCAUUCGAUAUAACUUGGAUCCCUUUGAGCGCUACAGCGAUGCUGAGCUGUGGCGCGCUCUCGAAGAUGUGGAGCUACGAGCUGCGAUUCCUGGUCUGGACUUUAUGGUCACCGAGCGCGGCAGUAAUUUCAGUGUGGGUCAACGACAACUCCUUUGCUUAGCCCGAGCGAUCCUGCGCAACAACAAGGUGCUAGUGCUGGAUGAAGCAACUGCCAAUGUAGAUCCACAAACGGACUCAUUGAUCCAGCGAACAAUUCGUGUCAAGUUUUGCCACUGUACAGUACUGACUGUAGCACACAGACUGCAUACAGUCAUGGAUUCGGAUCGUAUAAUUGUGAUGGACGCUGGGACUGCAGUGGAAUUUGAUGUACCACACUUACUGUUGAAGAAACAGCACGGAAUACUCAGACAAAUGGUCGAGGCUACCGGUGGAGAGUCUGAUGCGCUGAAGAGUGUGGCCAAUACUUCAUUCAAACGUAUGCAACAGGAGCGCGAAGAGAGAAGAUCAAGCGAGGACCAGCAGGAUAAUUAGACUCGCAUUUAACCCCAGACUUGGCGUUUAACUUAAGUUUCUCAAAGACCUAUAAGACUUGGGCCAUCAAUACAGUCCCAGUUAACACGUUCACUAUGAUGUGAAUAAUAAUCAUAAUUUCAAUCUUUUUAAAAGUAACAUUCAACUUGGGCGUGUUAAAUAUUUCCAUUUUUCAGUUACUUGAAUACUAUUUAUGUAUGAUAUUAGGUGUAAUUUAACUUUUUACCAGCGUCCAUUUGUAAGAAUUGUUUGAUUCAUGUUUUGCUCUUUUAUUAACAUCAGUAAAAACUCUUCGUACAGACUAUCACUUAAAAGGAAAUCUGAAUAUACUGCCUUGAAGAUUCGUUGAACCAACGCAUUGUACUUAGCAAUAUUUUGAAUGUAAGCAUAAAAUAAAAAUGAAGUUGCAGAAUUUAAGGGCUAAGUGAUAAGUUCCUUACUAAUAUAUACAUAUGUGGGAGUUCGUAUCUCAUGUAUCCCGUAAAUACAAAAUGCUUUACAAGUAAUUCAAAUAGUUAUUUUGAUAAAUAUUUGCUUGUCGUUCUUUACAACAGACAAUAAGAAAAAUAAGCCGAUUAAUUGUUUUGAUAUAUAUCCAU
Molecule: messenger RNA, 5037 nt
Organism: Drosophila hydei
Lineage: Eukaryota; Metazoa; Arthropoda; Insecta; Diptera; Drosophilidae
Product: multidrug resistance-associated protein 4
Exons: 8
Coding region: 242-4438 (1398 amino acids)
Biological process (GO): transmembrane transport
Cellular component (GO): membrane
Molecular function (GO): ATP binding; ATP hydrolysis activity; ABC-type transporter activity
Source: RefSeq, a predicted model, not a curated record